AUAUAGCAUUGAAGGCGGAAAAAAAGUAAGAAAUUGUGAAGAAACAAGUUAAAAUAUUGUUACACAGCUCUACUUCUGGAAUUUUUGUUUAACCCAAACCUCUAUUACUUUCUUUAUCCAUCCAUUCAUUCAUUCAUUCCGCAGAAUAACACAAAAGUAAUACUAAUUUGUAACCUUGAACCUUUUUAUCGGUUUGCUUCUUCCUCUCCUUCUUCAAACAUUUGAUUAAAACCCUUCUUCAAUUCAUCGCUGCCGGAUUUGUGCACAAUUACCAUUUUAUAUACGAAAUGAAGCGAGGCUAUCAAGAAUCUUCAUCAUCGAGUUCUUAUGUACCCCCUCAGUCCAAAGUAAAGUAUAAUCCUGAAGGUGAUGUACAAUUUCUAGAGGAUGAGAAUACUAAGAUAUUUGCAAGGAAAGUGGCUGAUCAUUACAGUGCAAGGACGAAUCAGACGCUCGAAGAACGAGAAGCAAGCCCUAUAAUUCACCUGAAGAAACUCAAUAAUUGGAUAAAGAGUGUGUUGAUUCAGCUAUAUGCAAAAAAAGGAGAUGCAGUUCUUGAUUUGGCUUGUGGGAAGGGUGGUGACCUCAUCAAAUGGGACAAAGCAAAGAUUGGUUAUUAUGUCGGUAUUGAUAUAGCUGAUGGAUCGAUAGAGGACUGCCGCACGCGAUAUAAUGGUGAUGCAGAUCAUCACCAGCGUCGCAAAAAAUUCUCCUUUCCUGCCAGACUCAUAUGCGGAGAUUGCUUCGAGGCCCAGCUAGAUAAGGUUUUGGCGGAAGAUGCUCCAUUUGAUAUAUGUAGCUGCCAGUUUGCCAUGCAUUACUCAUGGUCUACAGAGGCGCGUGCCAGGCGGGCCUUAGCCAAUGUAUCAGCUUUACUUCGGCCAGGAGGCAUCUUCAUUGGAACAAUGCCAGAUGCCAAUGUCAUCGUAAAAAAACUUAGAGAAGCCGAGGGGCUACAAUUCGGCAAUAGUGUUUACUGGAUACGUUUCGAUAAAGAAUUUGACGACAAGAAAUUUAAGUCUUCAAGUCCCUUUGGCAUCAAGUACAAGUUCCAUCUAGAGGAUGCUGUUGAUUGUCCUGAGUGGAUCGUUCCUUUUCAUAUUUUUAAAGCACUGGCAGAAGAGUAUGGUUUGGAGUUGGUCUUUGUUAAAAAUUCACAUGUGUUUGUGGACGAGUACAUGAAGAAGCCUGAAUUUGUUGAGCUCAUGAGAAGACUUGGUGCUUUAGGUGAUGGCAAAGAUGACAAUAGUACGUUAUCACCGGACGAGUGGGAGGUGGCUUACUUAUAUUCGGCUUUUGUGUUGAGAAAGCGAGGGAAACCAGAUCAAGCCCCGGUGAGUAGUAGACGAGACAAGGGUAAGAUGAACCUUUCAAAAGAGGAUAUCAUCUUCAUCAACGACCAACCUUAAUCCACUUCUAAUGAUGCACAAGAGGCAUGCCAAAAUUCCCCAUACGAUGUUGCUGCUGUUUUGCACUCAAAUUCUAUUCUAUGCAGCUUUACUUAUUAGACCAUAAAGGGGUGACUGAUUUUUCAUGGAACUAGUCACCGUGUAACCAUUUCUUAUAUAUAAUCAAAUUACAGUAAAUAAGAUGGACUAUCCACCACCUACUUUUUUAGCUUCAGCUGUUAACUGUGUAUUUUUUUGUCGUAAAUUUAUCAUGUAAAAAUAAGAAAUAACAAAAAUUCUCUCA
This is a messenger RNA of Salvia miltiorrhiza (redroot sage), 1692 nucleotides long. RefSeq names its product mRNA cap guanine-N7 methyltransferase 1. Gene Ontology annotation, molecular function: mRNA 5'-cap (guanine-N7-)-methyltransferase activity. Lineage: Eukaryota; Viridiplantae; Streptophyta; Magnoliopsida; Lamiales; Lamiaceae. Gene Ontology annotation, biological process: 7-methylguanosine mRNA capping. The transcript has 13 exons. Bases 288 to 1409 code for a protein of 373 amino acids. The record is from RefSeq and is a predicted model, not a curated record. Gene Ontology annotation, cellular component: nucleus.